AUGGCGACCAACGCUCACCAGACCGAGAUCGCGCUAGAGAAGUCGGCCGCCCACCAUGUGGAGGAAACCCUGGGCGUCGGUGCCGUCGUCGAGGCGAAGCAGGCCGUUGAUGAGGAACACGCGCAAACCCUGUGGCAGGCCCUGCGAGAUAACCGGAAAGCGGUGGCCUGGUCGGUCAUGAUUUCCAUGUCCAUUAUCAUGGAGGGCUACGAUACCAUUCUGAUGGGGAACUUCUUCGCUUAUCCGACCUUCCAACAGAAGUAUGGCCAGGACUAUGGCGGUGAUGUGGGAUGGCAGGUGUCCGCGCCCUGGCAGACCGGGCUGAACAUGGCCAGCACGGUGGGUUGUAUCUUUGGUGGUAUCCUGAACGGAUAUUUGGCUUCCAAAUUUGGCUACCGCUCGGUCAUGAUUAUCGCCCUGGGAUUCCUGACUGCCUUUAUCUUCGUCGUGUUCUUCGCCAAUUCCGCCGCGGUCUUGCUCGUGGGACAGAUUCUGUGUGGAUUCUCCUGGGGGGUGUUCGCGACCGUUGGUCCCGCCUACGCCUCCGAGGUCUGCCCGACCAAUUUGCGCGGCUAUCUCACCAUCUAUGUUAACAUGUGCUGGGCCAUCGGUCAGCUCAUCGCGUCCGGCGUGCUGUAUGGAUUGGUCCACCGCACCGACCAGUGGUCGUACCGCAUCCCGUUUGCUCUGCAGUGGAUCUGGCCAGUACCACUGAUGGUGGUCUGCUGGCUGGCUCCGGAGAGUCCGUGGUACCUGGUUCGCAAGGAUCGGUUGGAAGACGCCAAACGUAGUAUCCGUCGACUGGGAGGCGACAAGACGGAGGAACAGAUCAACGGACAACUGGCCAUGAUGGUGCACACGACGAGGCUGGAGGCGGAGAUUGAGGCUGGGACCACAUACUUGGACUGCUUCAAGGGCGUCGACCUGCGUCGCACGGAAAUCUGCUGUGUCGCCUUCUUCGGUCAGAUUCUGUCCGGCAGCACGUUCGCCUAUUCCCCCACGUAUUUCUUUGAGCAGGCCGGCAUGGAUAGCAGCCGUGCCUUCCAGCUCGGUGUUGGAUGUACCGGGGUGGCCUUUGUCGGGACCGCUCUGUCCUGGUGGCUGAUCACAUACUUCGGCCGGCGGACGCUGUAUGUGUGGGGCCAGGGCAUCCUCUGCACCCUCCUCUUCCUCAUUGGCAUCGUCAACUCGGCCUCGCACAGCACCAACGCGAUGUGGGCCCAGGCCUCGUUCUGCUUCCUCUGGCUGUUUGUGUACUCACUGACUGUGGGCCCAAUCGCAUAUGCCAUUGUGUCGGAGACUUCCUCGGUGCGGCUGCGCCCGCUGACCGUGUGCUUAGCGCGCACCGCGUACCAGGUGGUCAACGUCAUUUCACAGGUGCUGGAGCCCUAUUUCAUGAACCCCACAGCCUGGAAUGCGUCUGGGAAAACCGGCUUCUUCUGGGGUGGGACCGCACUGGUCGCCUUUACCUGGGCCUUCUUCCGCCUGCCGGAACCCAAGGGGCGCACCUACGCCGAACUCGACAUCCUCUUUGCGACCAAAGUCCCCGCGCGCAAGUUCGCCUCCACGCCCGUGGACGCGUACGCGGUUGCCGUGUCACCAUCGCAGGAGGGACUCGUACGCGAUGGGGUGACGCAGGAGGCGAAGCAGUGA
Messenger RNA from Penicillium canariense, 1653 nucleotides. RefSeq names its product general substrate transporter. Gene Ontology annotation, molecular function: carbohydrate:proton symporter activity. The coding region runs from base 1 to 1653 and encodes 550 amino acids. The record is from RefSeq and is a predicted model, not a curated record. Gene Ontology annotation, cellular component: membrane. Gene Ontology annotation, biological process: transmembrane transport; carbohydrate transport. NCBI's taxonomy places the organism in Eukaryota, Fungi, Ascomycota, Eurotiomycetes, Eurotiales, Aspergillaceae. The transcript has 2 exons.